This is a messenger RNA of Humulus lupulus (European hop), 1163 nucleotides long. Its product is annotated as photosystem II D1 precursor processing protein PSB27-H2, chloroplastic. Gene Ontology annotation, cellular component: photosystem II; chloroplast thylakoid lumen. Bases 367 to 996 code for a protein of 209 amino acids. Gene Ontology annotation, biological process: photosystem II assembly; photosystem II repair. NCBI's taxonomy places the organism in Eukaryota, Viridiplantae, Streptophyta, Magnoliopsida, Rosales, Cannabaceae. The transcript has 4 exons. The record is from RefSeq and is a predicted model, not a curated record.
CUUCAGUUUGCCACGAAGCUCAUCCUUACGAGUGUUUUAUCUGGAUAAAAGUCCAUUUCGAGGCAGAGAUGGCAAAGGGACUAAAGAGAAGAAGCUUGAAGUAAGUAAGCAACCAAGAUUCUAUAUGCAUUUGGGUUUCUGGGAAAACUUGAUUCUGUUCUGUAUGGGGAAUCAAGAAAUUUUUUGAUAGCACAUCUUACAUAAUUUGAACAAAGGUUUGAGUAAUUGUGGUGUUCAUGAAGGUAACUUCCCAUAUACAGUUGGGGUGGCAUGGUUGAAGAGAUUGCUGUAGUUUCAGAGAACACAGUGGAAGACAUAGCUAGGAGCCACAUAGCUUGGCUUGGGUUUUGAGAUUGAUGAGAAGUGAUGACUGCAGUUCUUCUUUCUGGAAAGAUAUGUUCCCUUGUGAUAUCCAAAACGACAGACAAAACUCUCAAACCUGUCAAUGAAUAUAAAUCAUGUCAUGUUGUAAUACCAUCCCAAGAAGCUUCACCGAACCGUCGGAGAGCUCUAUUGUGUGGUGCUGCUUCAGUUUUGGCCAUUAUAAACUUCAAUUGCGGCUUGGUACCAUCACUGGCUUGGGCGGAAGACAAAUCAACAAGGCAAGAAGAGGAAGAUAAUGCAGGAGUUGUAGGGGCCAUCAAAUCACUGUUUGAUCCAAAUGAGAAAACUAAGUCUGGAAAAGAGUUGCCUAAGGGUUACCUGAAGUCAGCAAGAGAAGUGGUAAAAAAUCUCCGGGAGUCGCUGAAGGAAGAUCCUAAAGAUAAUGCGAAGUUCAGACGUACUGCGGAUGCGGCCAAGGAAUCGAUUAGAGAGUACUUGAGCAAUUGGAGGGGACAACAAGCUGUAGCUCAAGAGGAAUCUUAUGUUGUUCUUGAAAAGGCAUUCAGAUCCUUGGCGAGCUUUUACUCGAAGGCAGGCCCCUCGGCUGCCCUGCCGGAGGAUGUUAAAUCUGAAAUAUUGAAUGAUCUAGAUACAGCUGAAGAGUCUUUGUAGUCAAUUCUAUAGCUGAAGUGAUUAAGAUACUAAAGCUUAUGUAUUACUAUAACGAUCCAAGCUCAUACAUUCCUAACCAAACUUCUAUGUUGAACUAAUUCUUAUUGUGAAGCUAAGAAAUAAGAUUUUUAUUUUUCCUGGUGAAAUAAAAAGCACCAGAGUGGAAA